Messenger RNA from Agrilus planipennis (emerald ash borer), 3312 nucleotides. RefSeq names its product protein neuralized (gene neur). Gene Ontology annotation, molecular function: ubiquitin protein ligase activity. NCBI's taxonomy places the organism in Eukaryota, Metazoa, Arthropoda, Insecta, Coleoptera, Buprestidae. The record is from RefSeq and is a predicted model, not a curated record. Bases 495 to 2432 code for a protein of 645 amino acids. The transcript has 4 exons.
GUAUUCACUUUCUACUAGAGAGGGCAAAACAAUACCCACUAACAGCAAUAUUCCCACAAAAUUUCAUUUUUCUCUUAAUAAUCUUUUGUAAAUAAACGUAUACAAACACAUGUGCAAUGCAAACCGUAUUGAGAUAUAAAACUUAAAGUUUAAAAAAGUAUCGUAAUUUUUUAAAGGAUUCAUGAAUGGUUGCAUGGAUUAUCAUGCUUGGGGGCAUUAGAAAGAGAAAGGUAAUCGAACUGUCAAAGUCAAUUUUUACGGUUAUUGUAGUUAAUAGUGUAGUUUUUAUAGUUUUUUAUAAAAGAUUCGUGACUAUGUUAAUAAAUUUUAAUCUUUUGUCCAUUAUGUUUAGUAGUACGACUAUACCUGUAACAUAAGUGUGUUAUCGUGUUAUAUUGUUAUCGUUAUGUUUUUGUUUGGGACUAUUCCAACUAACUUUGGUUUUAUUGUAUGAUUUAAUAACGAGCUGAUUUCAACUGAAAACUAUUGCAGAAAUGGGGCAAACGGUCAGCGGCAUUCCAGUGUCUAGGUCCAGUUCGCACAUCGGAGGGACCAACAACUUACCCCCUUUACUUUUUCACAACGUCCACGGAGAAAAUAUAAGAAUAUCGAGGGAUGGGACGGUUGCCCGACGAGUUGAAAGCUUUUGUAAAGGAAUUGCUUUCAGUUCAAGGCCUGUUAAAGUCAACGAAAAGGUAUGCAUAAAAUUUUUGGAAAUUUCAAACAACUGGAGCGGCGUUAUACGUUUCGGUUUUACUUCUAACGAUCCUAGUACUUUAAGAUUCGGUCUUCCUAAAUACGCUUGUCCAGAUCUUACGAAUAAGCCGGGUUACUGGGCGAAAGCCCUCGCUGAACGUUUCUGCAGUCAGAACACCGUCCUUUUUUACUACGUUACCGCGGCAGGCGACGUUCAUUUCGGUAUAAACGGGGAAGAAAAGGGAAUUUUCUUCAGCGGAGUAGAAACUAGGGGUCCCAUAUGGGCUCUCAUAGACGUUUAUGGUAAUUCAACCGCAAUCGAAUUCGUCGAUAUUCGUCAUCAGUUGAACAAUAACCGUCGCAAUUUGGCUCUGAAUGGGGGCGACACGACCCCCGAUGAGGUCGAUCGUAUCGUCUAUCCCAUGCAAGCCGUUCACAUUCAUCCUCGCGAAAACGACGAUGUUCACGUACCCUCUUUACGUUACCAACCAGCUAACCUCAAUUUUGUUCCUGUUCCUUUGCAUCGAACAAAGGGUCGAAAUGUUAAAUUUAAUAGUAAUCGAAGUAUGGCAUCUCGAACAGACACAGAAUUCUGUCAGGGGUAUGUCUUUACUCCGAGGCCAGUUCAAUUAGGCGAAAGGAUGGUCAUUCAAAUUCUGUCCACCGAGUCUAUGUUCCAAGGUUGUUUAGGUUUGGGUCUCACUUCUUGCGAUCCCGCAACACUUCAACCCAGCGAUCUCCCAGACGACUCGAACUUCCUCCUAGACAGGCCGGAAUAUUGGGUGAUAAGUAGGGAUUUUGCGAGGCACCUCAAUCGUGGCGAUGAAAUCAGUUUUUGCAUUUCGCCCAGUGGUGAGGUUCAAAUCAGUAGAAACGGUGGAACCCCUUCCGUUGUUAUCCACGUGGAUCAGACGCUUAGGUUGUGGGCUUUUUUUGACAUUUACGGGUCCACGCAACGUAUUCGAGUUUUGAGCUGUGUAGGGAGUACGUCUCCCGUUAGGAGCAAUCCGGACAGACGUAUCGUAUCGCCCACAUCCUCCGAAUCCAUGAACAGCAUCAACUGUCAGUCAGAACUAAGGCGAAAUUCGGCUAGUGUUCAGCAAAACAACUCUCGAUUGUGUUGCGUUACGCCAGCUGAUGUUCAAGUGCAACCUAGUGCUAACGGGGGUGCUGUACUUUCCGUUAUUCUUCCUCCUGCUCAUGCAAGCAUCAUAAACCAAGAGAACGCCCGGGUUGCAUCUCAUCACUCGCAUCAUUCGUCUCAAAAUUCCGUUUACAGCCAAAACGGUAACAAUCAUUCUAGUCAUCAUGGAUCCAGCCAACCUGGUGGUCACGCUCAUUCCAAUCACCAUGUGGUUGCAGCUACCACCGCAGGACCCUUGUCCCCAUCUCUACCAAGUAUACCAGCUGUGGUUCAUCCCUCUUUCAAUGCAGUUGCCCCAGUACCGACCGCUACGAUGCUCUCUACCUAUAGCAACACCUACAUAGAGCCAAUUUCUGGAAGUGCUUAUUCGACGAUACCACCACACCACCGUUCAGAACACGAGCGUCCUACUGGCGCUGGGGCGGAAUGUACAAUUUGUUAUGAGCACCCUGUAGAUUCGGUGCUGUAUAUGUGCGGACAUAUGUGUAUGUGUUACGAGUGCGCUUUGCAACAGUGGCGGGGUAAAGGGGGCGGACAUUGUCCCUUGUGCAGGGCCGUAAUAAGGGACGUCAUACGCACGUAUAAAUCGUGAAAGGACAUCAAUGUUUUUUCGAAGUGCUUCCACUUUGAAGAUAGCGGAUUUAAAAGUCUGAAAAUGUGAAAUAAAUUAAAUGAAAACGAUGAAGAAAUUAAGAAUAUAAUUAAUUAUCUAUCGCGCGAAUAAGCAUGGGAGUCCUCGAAUCGUUACUAAUUAAUACUUGUUGAAUAGUUAUUAUCUUCUACAGUUUUAAUUUUUUUACCAAAGAUCUGUUAAUAAGCUCGAAACUAAUAUGAGAGGUACGACGGAAAUGUAGUAAUUGUGUGAAACAGCAGCGAGUUAAGAAUAGUCAGACGAAUGAAAGUGAAAAAUAGUCAACUUUUGAAGAAAUGAAUUCUAAACUUAUUUAUUUAUUUAUUUUAUUACCCGUGAAGUUUGCUUAUCUUUGCAAAGAAGAGAUUUAUCUAAGUUUAUAUGAUAUAACGGUACGCGUAUAAGGAUAUUAUUAUUUAAUUAAUCCAUUUUUUUUAUUACUAUUACUGCUAUUAUUAUUUCGUAAUUAUCCACCCUGUUAAAUUAACGAAUAUUUUUGUUUGUAGAAUUUAAGAGGCAAUCUGUUUGUUAUAAUUUUAGCUAGAACGUUGGGCAUUGGUUGUUGGGGGUUUCCGAUAACAUUCCUAAGAUAUUAUAUAUUUAAUACCAAAACGUCGUUGGCCAGUCAGGCACUACCAAAUUUUUAGUCUUAUACUUUUACUAUAACUGAAAGAAAAUAUUCUUCGACUUUCGAAAAAUUCGUUCAAUGAAAUCGUAGUUUACAAACGACCUAUUUACACAUAGAUAGAGUUUCUAGUCAUAGGAAUGAGCUGAUGUUAGUAAAUAAAAAUAAAAAAUAUUAAAUUUGCCUUUCUGUCUGUAAAUAAAUUGUUACAACUGG